Molecule: messenger RNA, 10067 nt
Organism: Lytechinus pictus (painted urchin)
Lineage: Eukaryota; Metazoa; Echinodermata; Echinoidea; Temnopleuroida; Toxopneustidae
Product: protein TANC1-like
Exons: 22
Coding region: 1-6840 (2279 amino acids)
Molecular function (GO): protein binding
Source: RefSeq, a predicted model, not a curated record
AUGGUAAUUGAUAUUUCAAUCGCUAGUGGUCAAAGAAGUAAGCGUUUCUUUGAGGAGCCUCUUGUAAACACACCACCUAUACCCUCAUACCCCAUCCAGAAGCAAGAUAGAACAGAUUUACCCUUGAGCAAGUCUUGUGAUGGCCCUCCCCCCAAAUUCUUCAUUCCUCCUCCUCCUCCUGCAGCCGCCCCACCCGUUGGACCUGGAUCAAAUAUUGGCACUGAUUCAGAUUAUGAGGACAUCCCAGAGAAUGCCAGCCUCUGUGACUCGUGCCAUGGGGACACCAGCACUCCUCCGCCGGCCCCUGCAGAGGCUGCAGAAGCUCUUAUCAACAGGCUAGGGUUUCUCUUCAGUCAAGGUCCUCGAAGCGCACCACCUGGCUUGCCUCCAGGACCGCCGCCACCUCCCACCGGUCCUGAGCCCCCAGAGCUACCACCACCCAGACAACCUCAACAAAGGAAUGCGCUUCCAGACCCUAACCAGGAAAACAUCAAUCCAUCUCUUCGAACGGGGGUGACCACAGCAGGGGAUGGUCACAAUGCCAAGAUGACGCAGGGCAAGGAAACGGCACAUAGCCUUAACCAACAGCAGCAGCAGAGACAUCCAAUGCUUGGAGGAAUGGUAGUCAUACCGGGGCAUCCUAGUAGAACUCAAGAUGGAGACGGGGAACCUCUAUCAAAGGUCCCUCGGCAUCCAAACGAUAAUCAGAUUAAGUACAAUCAACAGCCUCCUCAGCCUGGCUUUAACCAAACAGGACGUGGGAGUGGCCGAGGGGGAAAUCCACCUUCAGGUUUUAAUCAUAGUAGAAAAGGAAGUGGGAGGGGGAAGAACCCUCAGACUGGUUUCAGUCAAACUGGUAGGGGAAGUGGGAGGGGAUCUGAGAGGAAAGGUUCUGGAGCAGGCUUGAAUGAAGGGACUACUGCUGUCAGUGGAAGACAUAUACAACAACAAGUGACUAACGUACCAUCUCAGGGAGCACCGCAGGUGCCAAUGCAACAAGUACCACAUAGAAACCAAAUACAGUUACAGCAACUACAACAGCAGCAGCAGCAACAGCAGCAAAUGCAUCAAAUGCACAUGCAGCAACAGCAGUAUCAACUAAAAAUGCAGCAAACUCAUCAACAAAUGUACCUCCAGCAGAAGCAGCAAAUGCAACAGCUUCAACAGCACCAUCAAAUGCAUCAAAUGCAGCAGAAUAUAUGGCAGCAGCAGAGAUUCAGUCUGCAACAGCAACAACAACAGCAACAUCUUCAACAGCCACAACAGGCUCAUGGGAAUGGGGUUGUUCAAGGGAAAAUUCAAACAAUGACGGACCAAAGAUUCGCAACAGUGCAAUCAAUACCAACAACUGCUUCACGUCAGAACAGAGGCGAGCAGCAACAGCAGCAGUCAGAACCAUCACCAUUACCAGGAAUGCAGGAUAGAGUAGGGAAGCUGCCUUCGGACAACUCUUCACAGAGACAGCAAGAACAGAAGUCUGGGACAGGUUAUGCCAAUGGUACAAACCACAACAGAACUGGCCUGGUUGCAGGCAUGCGGUCCAAUACCUUAGAGUCCCGUAGCAAGCAGAACAACAGAGGCCAAGCACCAAAGACAGGAUCUCAGGGUCGUCCUGCUAGCUACCAGAGCCCGGGUAAUGAAGGUGGCCCUAGCCUGGAGAAUAGACUACAACAGUUACUAGAAGGUGGGGUGAAGGGUAGACCUGGUGAUGCGGUGAUUAAUGGUAACACCGCACCAAACUUGCAGAAACCUGGUGGAACUAACGACUCCAACGUAAGGAGCACAAAUAAUGUUAACAAACCUGGGUCGGGUCACAUGCGGCAACAGAGUGUGGACAGGAUCAAACCAAAGAUGGCCCACCCUCGAAAGAUCAUGAACACCAGUCAUCAACGUGGAGCUUCUCUAGAUUCCUCUGCUGAUACUAGUAAUAUUUCCUUCAAUAGUACUACAUCUUCUGUAGGAGAUACAUCGUUCACGAGCGUAUCCUCUAUGGAAGGUUAUGAUAUGUCAUCUAUGCAGGCCCCACCAACUCCUACGAGUCCAAGGGAUGUGAUGGCCAACAUAGAAGGCAAACAGUUUAGACUAGGACAUGCACCAAGAAGCACCUCAAAGACUCAUCAAACCUCGACAAAUCCUCGCCCAAAAUCCACCAAACAACCCCAGGUCAAAUUGGCCACUCAGCAGUCAUUACCGAAUGGUCAACUCUCGAUGGCACCCAGCGAUAAGAGGUCCAAUAUCGCGGAGAGUUCAGGUCAAGGAUCAGAGGUCGUUGAUGAGGGUGAGAGGUCACAGGAGAGUUCCUCAGGGGAGAAGCAGGAUCCUAUUGUGGUUUCCGAAAGAGUGAAUUUCACCAAUCAAGAGGUUCAUCUCAGUGGGCGUGGCACCCUUGUCUCUCAGGCUAGGUUGCGCUCUGCAUCAACAACCUCUGCUUCCAGUCCAGAAGCCACAGAUGACAUGUCGUUGCUUCAAGGUCGACGCACUUUCACUAGGAGGUCACUAAGAGACAAGGAAAAUGGCAAUAAGCUCAGUCCAGAUUUUAAAGCUCGUAUGCAAGCGUUAAAACCAACGCACUUACUCCUGCGUCCCAUGACUUUUGAGAUUCCGGGCUUCAGUCAGAAAUCUGCCUUCGUUGGACGGGAGUGGCUGUUCCCAGAGAUGGAGCGCUGCUUGGGCAAGGACCCGACCUUAGCGGCCAAGCUGAAGGGGCUAGGGAUACUAGGUGAUGUAGGAAUGGGAAAGACUUCAGUCAUCGCCAAGAUGGUGUCCCUGAGUACACUUAGUAGUCUCCUCAUUAACAGCAAUAUUCAUGUCACUGCAGCAAGCAAUUCUGAUGUGUCAAACUCUACUUCUCAGAGCAACGUCUACAACAGUAGUGGUACUAUGACAAGAGCAAGGCAACAGUCGGAACAAUCUCUCAUGUCACUCGCCUCACAAGUAGUUGCUUUCCAUGUCUGUCAGGCUGACAACAGCAUCACAUGUAUGGUUCCGGAGUUCAUCCACAACAUGGCCGCCCAGCUCGUCCAGUGUCUCGGCGUCUAUCGUGAGAUGCUUCUGAACGAACCCCAGCUACAGACACACCUCACCUUGAGAGAGUGCACCCAGAACCCCAGUGAUGCCUUCAUCAAGGGAAUAUUGGAACCACUCAGUCUCCUCAAAGCUCAGGGAAAGAUACCAAUGGACAAUUGCCUCAUCCUCGUCGACGGCCUCAGUGACGCCGAGUUUCACAAAUCGGACUAUGGGGACACCAUCGCCUCGUUCCUGGCACGCCACAUGUCCCGAUUCCCGCAGUGGCUGAAGCUGGUCAUCACCGUCCGAAGCUCAUUUGCGGAACUCACCAAGAUGAUGCCUAUCCAGAGGAUAUCCCUGGACAAGGUGUCCAACUCGGAGUUCAUCCAGAAGGAUGCAGAGCUCUACAUCAGCCAUAGGUUGCAGUUGAGCAACACAUUAAGGACUAACGUAUCCCUCAAUGGGAAAGUGGAGCAGUCGAUGAUCGCCAAGUUCCGAAGUCACUUGCAAUCGCUGAGCCGUGGUUGUUUCUUAUACCUGAAGCUAACCUUGGAUCUGAUAGAGCAAGGCUACCUUGUCAUGAAGAGUCCCAGCUACAAGGUGUUACCCAUUAACCUCUCUGAAAUCUUCCUGCUACAGUGCAAUCUCAAGUUCCCUACCAUACGAGCCUUUGAGAGGGUCACCCCAAUUCUCAAUGUAGCUUUAGCUUCCCUCUAUCCUCUCAGCGAUGAACUGCUCUUUCAGGCUGCCAAUGCCAGUUUGACUAAAGACUACAUGCAAUGGGAGGAGUUCCAGCAGCGCCUCCAGCUGAUCUGCGGGUUCCUGUGCCCCAGACGAGACAACUACCGUAUGUUCUACCACCCUUCCUUCAGGGAGUGGCUCAUCAGGAGGGACGAUGGAGACAAUCCCAAGUUCCUCUGUGAUCACAGGAGUGGGCAUGCCUCCAUGGCGUUCUGGUUGAGUCGUAGAGGGCGUCGUCUUGGGCGUGAUCAGUCGUUCGAGCUAGGUCAUCACAUCCUGAAAGCUCAUAUCUACAAGACUGUAGGACGCCACCUUCCUGUGGGGCACUUCACAGCCAGAGAACUGCAAGCAAUCUGGAUGAAGCUCAACGCUGAAGACCUCUCGGCUAGUCUCGUUAUGAGGAGGAAUAUCUUCUUUCCUAAUAUCAAGGUUAGCCGAUUGUUGCUGCUAGCUGGGGCUUCCCCUAACCAGCGGACAGAUGUUCUGAACUGUGCUCCUGUGUUGUGCGUGGCUGCCAGAGAAGGCCAUUCUGAGAUGGUAUCAUUGUUGCUUGAGUUUGGAGCCAACGUGGAUGCUGAGUGUGAUCGGGGAAUGACGGCCCUGUGUCAUGCAGCGGCAGGUGGACACCUAGAGAUCGUUAGGAUGUUAUUUAUUAAGAAGUCUAAGGUUGUCCAUACUGACAAGAGCGGACGUUGUGCUAUGGUCCAUGCCGCUGACCAUGGUCAUCUACCUGUCCUGAGCUUCCUCCUUCAAUGUGAUUGGACGAAAGAUGACCGUACCCAGCUGACCCAUAAAUCAGUAGCACAGCAAGCCUUAGUAGCAGGGGCAGGAGCUGGUCAUAAAGAGAUCUGUACAUACUGUUUGGAUCUCACAGACCCUAAUUCUCCUACCACCAGCCUUUUGAGUGUUGAUGAACCAGAUACACUCCAUGGAGAUACAGCAUUGACAGCAGCCUGCAGUCAGGGGCGCACGGAGGUGGUCAAGCUUCUACUGAAGCGAGGAGCAUCGGUCCAGAAGAGCAACCAAUCCCAGAUGACCCCUCUGAUCUGUGCGGUCAGGAAAGGCCGAUGGGAGAUAGUGGACAUCCUUCUCUUCAACCAUGCUUCGCUAGAGGACACCGACCGGCACGGAAGGUCGCCCCUUAUGCUUGCGGCCGGAGAGGGACACCUUGCCGUCCUUGAAGUACUACUUAGUAAAGGAGCUUCAGUACAUAGCUCUGAUAAGGAAGGUCUGACGGCAUUGUGCUGGGCGUGUCUAAAAGGUCACAUCAACAUUGUCAAGUCACUCCUGGAAAGAGGAUCAGCCAUAGACCAUGAUGAUAAGAAUGGACGGACACCCCUUGACCUGGCCGCUUUCUUUGGAGAUCCACAAGUGGUACAACUUCUUGUUGAGAAAGGGGCCAAUAUAGAACACAUGGAUAAUAGCGGUAUGAGACCAUUAGACAGGGCUAUAGGAUGUAGGAAUACAUCCGUUGUAUCUGUUCUUCUCAAGAAAGGUGCUAAACUAGGUCCAGCAUCAUGGGCAAUGGCAACCUCCAAGCCAGACAUCCUUAUUCUAUUACUCAAGAAACUCAUGGAUGAUGGCAAUGCACUCUAUAAGAAAGAGAAAUGGAGGGAAGCAUGUCAUAAAUACCAGUGUGCUCUCAGGAAGUUUCCAUCCGAAGGGUUUGGUGAAGACAUCCGAACCUACAAGGAACUCAAAGUCAAUCUCUUCCUCAAUAUAUCAAGAUGCAAGAGAAAGCUAGAGGAUAUUACUGGUGCUAUUGAAUACUCUAGCAAAGCUCUUGAAAUCAAACCUAAAUGUUUCGAAGCGUACUAUGCGAGGGCUAGGGCUAAGAGAGCAAUAAGACAAUACGGACCAGCCCUACAGGAUCUAUUAGAAGCAGUGAAGCUGGCACCCAACAACCGGGAAGUCCGACGACUGCUAGUCAGGGUGAAAGAAGAAUGCAAAGAAGAGACCAAAAGACAGCGGGAAGCCAAAGAAGAACGCGAAGAGAAAGAGAAAGAGAAGAAGGAGAUGACACCAGAUUCCGGUGUUGCAAACUCACAACCAGGAAGUGCUGAACAAUCACAGGCGGAGGUCUCCGAACCUGAGGAAUCCGGAAGACCCGUCACUUCACCAGCCUCCUCACAGGCUGGACGAAGUGAUCCUACGGUGGUGUCUAGCACUGUUUCCUCUGUACAGAACACAAGCAGGGUACAUGACUCAAGUGGCGAUCUGUCCUCACUGGACAACAAAGGGUUAAAUAGCAAUAGUUUGAAUUCUAGUAGUAGCUCAAGCACGCAGUUAGGAUCCAUGGACUUUUCUGUUGGCAACGGACACCUAGUUCAAGGGACUGGCGUUUCGCUAAAGGACGAGAAUUUGUCUGAGAAGCAGGUGAUUACGGAAGUGCAAGAUGGACUCAAAGCCGGGGACAAACCCAUUCCUAGAAGGGCUCAGGCGGUCAAGAUGCCACGGCCUCCUUCCAUAGAAGUGGCGACAUCGGAGCCGGUGACCUCAGGAGUGGUGUUCUUCAACGCAGGAGCCACAGACAACUCUCUCAUCUCCCCCGGCUCCAGCCAGGUUCCCCACUCUCAAUCCCCCAAACAACCCAACAACUCAGACUCCAGGGAGAGCACUCCGGAGUCCUCCACCCCUGGCUCCGGCUCUGCAUCCGGGUCAGGAUCGGGAGCCUUGAACUCUCCUGUCCAUAGUUCCGUCAGGCUCCAGGAUGUCUCUCACACCAUCAUGUCCAACCCAACCAACGUCCAAGCAGGGGUGACCAACAGUGUACCUCAGCAGCCACCCGCACAGCAAGCCACCAUCUUAGAAACAAGAGGUUCCACAUCAUCUAAUCCUUCCACAUCAUCAUCAUCCUCGUCCUCCUCCUCAGCCACUUCCCCCUCAUCGUCGUCAUCUCCAGGCCAGGCUCCUGCCGCUCCAGGGGCUGGGGCUGGGUCAGUGGUCGGGCGUGGUGGAGGGGACUUGGAUGGGGGCAACGCCGUCAGCGCAUCACCCGUUUCUCCGCAGAAUCCCGCCCAACAGCAGCUGCACCAGGAGUUCCCGCGACCAAAUACAAAACAUACCAUAUACAUAGGCCCCACUGCAUUGUAACCAUGGCUACAAAGUGUUUGCAGUUUUAACGUUAGAUUAUUUUUACCAAGGAAUGCUCUCAUUUGAUGGUGAUCAUCCUCACAAACACAACAGCAAAAAUUUACAAAGGUGGUUUCAAUUGUACCAUGGUACAAUACUAUGGAAUAUUCAGAUUUUAUGUCUGUAUUGAUGCUUAUUUCAUCACGUACACUAAAGAAAAGUCCAAUUAUAAAUGCACACUUUUGGCAAUGGGCGCUAAAUACAUGCUUGAAUGAAGCAUGAUAAUAUAAGAAGUCUGCAAAGUCCAUUGUUAUGCACCAUGGUACAAUCAAAACCACCUUUGUGAAUUGAGGCGAGCAAGGCCAAAUGAAAAUCACUACUUGACUUUAUACACGUAUCGAAGCACUAUUCAUGUAUGGCACUGGAAUAGGGAUUUAUUUUAUUUAUUUGCAAACGUGGAGUUUGCAUCUAUUUUAUGGUUGGUUUCUCAUAUCAUGCUUUAUACUAACCUUGUGGAAGGUGUUCAUUAAUCAAUCCAUCGGUCCGCAGAACAACUAAACAUGCCACCUGCAACUGUAGUUGAAACGAGAAAAAUUCAAUCGCAUUAAAUCUGCAGAAAAAUAACCCAACUUAAUUCAUAAAAACAAAAAUCAAUCUUCAUUUUCCAUUGCAAUGAGAAUUCAGUGAAAUUACGUUACAUGGCAUAAGGGGAGUAGCUUGCAAGUGAUAUCACAAAAUUAAAUCUUAAAAAAAAUCUUUUAGCAGGAAUCCCGCCAAAAUCUUUUCAAAGCUCAUCUCGGGGCAUUCCCCAUUACUUUGUCUUUGAUGAAAUGACAGGAUUGGUAUUAAAUGAAAAGCUAUUUGCACGAUUCCUCCGCAAAAGACGGGAAUCUGGCAUUUGACAUGGUGCGUAUCUUUUCCAGUUUGUGAAUCUUUGACUGAUCUUUAUGAAGUAUUGUCUCAAGUGUAGCUCCUGUAAAUGGAGGGAUUCCUUGAUGAAAUUUAUUAAUCAAUCAACAUCUGCAUUGUAUUCAUGAUAAAAGAGUACUCUCUUUCCGUCCUUUUGUUAUUUUGUGUAAAAUCCGUUUAUGGCUUGCUUUUCUUAUCAUCUUCAAAGCUUCAGCCCUUCAUCAAAAUUGAAUUAAUGGGAAAUGUCCAUAUUUAGUCCAUGGGACCUUUAACGUAUUCAUUCUCAAAUUAGCAAAAUCCUUCUUAAAUUGAAAUAGCAAAUGCUUUCACAAAUCAAAAAAUAUCAUCUUAGAAUAGAAAAUGCUUUCGCAAAACAUCAUUUUUAUACAAGUUCUUGCAUGUAAGCAGUUAAUUACUCAAUAAUUGGCAGUAAUAAAUAUAUUUUCUCACGUUUACUCCAUACUGUGCUGCAAUAUAUUUACAAAUUGCAAAUUUUUUUUUUUUUCAGGCAGAAAUUAAAUUAUUUGCAAGAUGAUGUGUACAAGUAUUUAAGACUUGUUUUCAGUACUAAAUUUGUCUCAGUUUCUUUCUGUACUGUAUGGAAAGUGUGCACCACUGGGAAAGUGUGCACCACAAUAUUGUAUUGUUGCCAGGAGUAGCAAAGGAAGAGGUUGACAUUUUAUGAUGUAGCAGUUUGGUGUGUAAAUUAUGCACUCUUUCUAUUUAUUUUUUUAAUGUAUUGGAACAUUGGAAACCUCAGAGUUAAUUCACCAUAUUGUAUUUCAACCAUACACAAAUGAAAUUCACAAUCCAUGUACUUACUGUAAUUUAAUUCAUUCUGAUUAGUAUUCCCUAUUUAUUUAUAUUAAGUAAUAAAAAAAAAGACUUUCAUUUUUAUACUUGGUCUAUGAAUUCAGUACACUUUCGUAUGAACAAUAUGUAACAAUAUAUUCACCUCUAAUAUUAUGAAGUCAAAUUAAAGGCAUUUUGUAAUUUGGAAUUUUGAGAGAAAAAAAAGAAUAGAGACCUUGACCCUGGAAUGGUUAUGGUACUUUUGAAAUGUAUCAGAUAUGUUGGCUGAAGUUACUUGGUAUCCAAUCUCACACGGCUGUCACACUUACCGGUAAGUGUUUUAGUAAGUGAAAGCUAACGUAUGUAGGCUAUGGCAAGCUGAUUUCUUAAUCCCAUUUCUUGUUUAUAUCAAGAAUUGCUUUUUGUUUAAGACAUAAAUGAUUCUUCAUAUAAACAAUUUGACUUUGUGAUUAAAAAAAAAUGCAAUUCUUGAUAUAAUUAGUAAUUAUUAAAACGAGACAAAUAUGUGUAAUAGAGAAAAGUGAUUCAUUUAAUGUGAAUGAAUCAUGAAAGCAUAAAAGCUUAAUAUCUUCCGUGCUGUGGUCCUACUUUCAUAUUUGAGAAAAGUAUCCAAACUUAUGGCACAUUUCAGACUGUCAUAUACCUAUUAUUUAAAUCUAUCAUUUGAAAGAUAAAUGUAAUUUUUUUUCUCCAUAAUUUAUGGAACUUACCAGGAACCACUUCUCCUUGUUGUAAUGACAAAAUGAAUUAUCAUAGUUCAUAUUUUGGGGUGUGUUGGUGAAGGAAUAUAGAUUUAAAAUGAAUAGGAAUAGAUGAGGGAUGGAGAAGUUAAUCAAGGCAGCCAAGUUUUUAAACGUAAAUAUGAUUUACUUGUCAUUCAUGCCUGAAUAGUUUUUUAAAACAAUUAUUAGAUAAAGUUAAUAGCAAUUGCUUACACAGAAUGCACUUAUCAAGCACUUAUUCUAAAUUUGUAGACAACGAAAAAAGUAGCAGUUAUUUGAAUGGAAUUUCCCUUUGAUGAAGAUAAUGUAAUGCUCUUUAGUAGCAGUUUAAGAAUUGGUAUGAAUAAAAUUUUCUUCUUGAAAUGCUAAUGCCCAUUUUACACUUCAGAUUAACAAUUUCACAUGUACUUGUAUUUAUGAAGCCAUUGAUCCUAACUUAUAUCAGUGCUGUGUGAGGAAAAAUUCAUUAUUCUUUAUCUUUAUUGUAUUUUUGAACCAAAGAGGAGAGAGAACACUGAUUUAUUUGAUUGAAUUGAUUUAUGUAGCAGCUAUAAAUGUUUUAUUUUCUGCACUAGCAUUUGUUAUGAUGAUUGUAUAUUUCUGAUAUAAGCGCUGAUUUCAGUUUUAAAUAUGUGUACAUGACGGAGGAUAUGGCUGCACUGGAGGACUUUGUGUCAGGAAUCGAUUACUAUAUGAAUUUCACAAACGGAUUUGUUUUUUGAGCUGGUCAGUGUUGACCAGCAUUUGUAUAUUUAAGGAUAUGUACAAAACAAAUAAACUGGCUAAAAUUUAAGCUUAACUUAA